GUUUCCCCUCACCAGACCCGAUCUUUGCAAGAAAUGGGAAGCCGCUGUUAAAAGGAAAAACUUUAAGCCAACCAAGUAUAGCAGCAUCUGCUCAGAACACUUCACUCCUGACUGCUUUAAAAGGGAAUGCAACAACAAGCUUCUGAAAGAAAAUGCUGUGCCCACAAUAUUUUGUUAUACCGAACCCAGUGAAAAGCCUGAAGAGUUUGCAGAACAGCCAGAAGGUCCAGUACCACCUCCUCCACCACCACCCCCUCCCCCGCCACCGCCCCCUCCAGCAGCAGCUCCAGUUCCACUACCAACAUCUCCAUCAACUCCUUCUUUUCAUUUAUCUCAAAUAGAUGCCAGGUUUGUCGAUCCAAGUAUUGGGUUAUUGAUGCCUCCUCUCCAGACCCCUAGCAAUCUUGCUGUUUUUUGUGAUCACAACUAUACUGUAGAAGAUACAGUUCAUCAGCGAAAAAGAAUUCAGCAGCUGGAGGAACAAGUGGAAAAACUGCGGAAGAAGCUCAAGACAGCACAACAGCGGUGCCGGCGUCAGGAAAGACAAAUUGAAAAACUGAGGGAGAUUGUUCAGUUUCAGAAGGAAAAAGACAUAUUGGCAGGAAAAGGCUACGUGAUUGUGCCCAAUGACUAUUUUGAAGUUGUGGAAGUACCUGCCUAG
Eurypyga helias (sunbittern) is the source of this 661-nucleotide messenger RNA. Its product is annotated as THAP domain-containing protein 1-like. The record is from RefSeq and is a predicted model, not a curated record. The transcript is spliced from 2 exons. Gene Ontology annotation, molecular function: sequence-specific DNA binding. NCBI's taxonomy places the organism in Eukaryota, Metazoa, Chordata, Aves, Eurypygiformes, Eurypygidae. The annotation marks the transcript as partial.